Hydractinia symbiolongicarpus is the source of this 1873-nucleotide messenger RNA. RefSeq names its product heat shock 70 kDa protein 12A-like. Gene Ontology annotation, molecular function: ATP-dependent protein folding chaperone; ATP binding. The record is from RefSeq and is a predicted model, not a curated record. The transcript is spliced from 4 exons. Bases 42 to 1787 code for a protein of 581 amino acids. Lineage: Eukaryota; Metazoa; Cnidaria; Hydrozoa; Anthoathecata; Hydractiniidae.
GAAAAAACCUUGAUCGCUUAGUAGAGCGCAAGCACAGCAGUAUGAACGUUUCAACGAUGAAUAUCUUUGAUCGGAUUGAAAUUGUGGCAGCCAUCGAUUUUGGCACAACAUACAGUGGAUAUGCAUAUUCGUAUGCUCACGCUAAAAAAACCAUCCAUUUAAACGGAGCUUGGGCGAACAACGCCUUUAAAACACCAACCAUUAUAUUAUUCGAUGCCAACCAAAACUUUAAAGCCUUUGGUCGACACGCUGAGAAGUUUAUUUGUGACAAUCCUGAAUAUGAUGGAUAUUAUUUUCAAAGAUUUAAAAUGAAACUUAACAAUGAAAAAAUAUCGCGAGAAAUGAUUCUACGAUCUGAAGAUGGAAAAGAAAUGAAAGCUCUUCAAGUGUUCAGUGAGGCAAUACGUUAUUUCAAAGAUCAUUUCUUGGACUCUAUCAACAAACGAUGUCCAAGUAACAUGGUGGACGUAGCUCAAGUAAGAUGGGUACUUACUGUUCCAGCCAUAUGGUCUCAUGCGUCGAAACAAUUUAUGAGGGAAGCAGGAGAAAAGGCUGGCAUUCCCAAAAUAAAUUUAUCAAUUGCUUUGGAACCAGAAUGUGCGUCAAUCUAUUGUCAACACAAAGACGUUGCUGAUUUCCAAACAACAAUAAAAAAUGAACCGGGGACAAAAUAUCUUGUGCUUGAUAAUGGAGGAGGAACUGUGGACGCAAGUGUUCAUCAAAUACUUCAAAAUGGAAAACUAAGAUCAUUGCAUAUGCCAUCUGGUGGUGCUUGGGGAGGAUCCAAUGUUAACGAGGGAUUUGAAAAAUAUUUGGAAAGCAUAUUCUCAAGUGCUGUCAUUCAAAAAGUAAAAACUUUGCAUCCUGACCAUUGGCUAAAGAUGAGAAGAGAGUUUGAAGACAUCAAGACAAGUCUGGAUGAAUGCGUUCAAAAUUUCUACAGCAUGUCCCUCGCAAAUGCUUUCAUAAAAAUUUACAAGGAAGAAACACACAAUGAUAUUGAUCAACGUAUAACUUACCUCAACGAUAGUAGAGGUUUUUACUUCAAUUGUAGUGGAGGUGCCCAUAUCCAAGGAGGGGAGACACUAAAAAUCCCAAGAGGAGUCAUUACAGAUUUAAUAAAGGAAAUGUCUACGAAAAUCAAACGUCAUACGGAAAAACUGCUGAAGAACGAAGAAAUCCGUGGUUUGGAUUUUGUAAACAUGGUUGGCGGCUUUUCAAAUUCAAGCAUAGUGCGGGAUGAUAUACAAUCUUUGAUUUCUGAUAUCCACUGGCCUGAAUAUUCAGAAUUGGCAGUACUUAGAGGUGCUGUCAUUGCCGGAUGGAAUCCUGACUUAAUAAGCUCACGAAGAAGUCUGCAGACUUACGGAAUACAAACAAACAGGGAUUUUGUCAAAGAGAAACAUCCAGAAAGGUUAAAAUACAAGAAUAAGGAUGGUGUUUGGAAAUGUGGUUCAAUCUUUGAUACCCUUGUAACGGUAAAUGAGGAAGUGGAUGUUGGACAAGUAGGAAAAGUAUCUAAGACAUAUCAUCCUUUGCUCAGAAAUCAGAAUAAAGUAACAUUCCCGAUCUACACGAGUUCGAAAAACAAGGUCAGCUACUGUGAUGAGGAAGGUUGCAGAAAAGUUGGCAAAAUAACUGUCGAUUCGCCAAACGUGGAAAAAGGAAUAAACCGAGACAUAAAGGUAGAUAUCAUUUUUGGAAACACAGAAUUCUUCGUUGAUGUUCUUGACGUCAGCAGUGCCAACAGACGACACGCUACUUUUGACUUUUUAAGCACACAAUAAACAUAAAAAUAAUGAGAAUAAUAUGAGGGUUGUAAUAACAUUUAUGUAAUGUUAAUUGAAUUCUAUUUGAAAAGCCUGCUAAAUUA